Molecule: messenger RNA, 2154 nt
Organism: Syngnathus typhle (broad-nosed pipefish)
Lineage: Eukaryota; Metazoa; Chordata; Actinopteri; Syngnathiformes; Syngnathidae
Product: regulator of G-protein signaling 21-like
Exons: 5
Coding region: 384-938 (184 amino acids)
Source: RefSeq, a predicted model, not a curated record
CAGUCACCGUUUUGGUCAUUUGCAUCUAUUGUACAGACUAAAAAGAAUGUCAACACAGUUUGGCCUGUCGGGAAAGGGAUGGCAGGGGUAGGGUUGAGAAAAGAUAGAUAACAAAAGAACAAGAAGGCAUACGCUGCAAGCGAGUCCAACAUCAAGAGGAGGAAGCAACGCAGUCAAGUGCGACUUGCUGUUCUUUGCGAGACAGAAGGAGGAGGAGGAGGAAGGGGCGCUUCCUCUUCAGGCUGCUGAUGUAUCCCAGAAGCCCCUGCCCACAGCAGCAGGAGACCUCGAUAUAAAAAGCAGCCGGCUCAGGCUCGGGCAAGUGUUUCUCAGCCGCGGCAUGACCCGGACCGGGAGCCGGAGAAGUUGGACUUAACAAAACAAUGCCAAGCCUAAUUGUCCAAGCACCUGCACAGCACCACUUCAUCAUGGACAGAGAUGACAGGAAGCGCAACAUCGGAAAGAACUUCAUGUGCCGACUCCAGUGCAUGUUCUCGCACUCAUCCGGUUCUGAGAGCAGGCUGACUUUAGAAGAUACCCAGCAAUGGUCCCAGUCUUUGGAACACCUUUUGGAUUCCAAAUACGGAUUAGCGGCGUUUCGCAACUUUUUGAAAUCUGAAUACAGCGAUGAGAAUAUCGAGUUCUGGCUCACCUGCGAGGACUACAAGAAGAUUAAGUCGUCAUUUCGAAUGACGUCCAAAGCCAAGAAAAUUUAUGAACAAUUUAUCAAAGCGGAAUCUCCCAAAGAGAUCAACAUUGAUUAUCACACUCGUGAGCAGAUCAAACGAAGCGUCAAAAGCGCCACCGUGCAUUGUUUCGAUGAUGCUCAGAAGAUGGUUUACGGGCUGAUGGAAAGAGACUCGUACCCGCGGUUCCUGCGCUCGGACAUUUACAGAACUCUACUGGAAAACCUUUCGGCCGACGCCACAAAGGGAUGAAAGCGAAAGCGCGCCAACGGACAUCCAACUCAUGACUGGAAAGCUGGACCCUCUUCAGCAGAGAGGAUUGGUUUUGUCGGAUGGUCAAUAAGACACAAACGGAAAAGGCCAAGAAGUCGUCACCGGGCCUUCCACUUUGGAUUUCCACACUGAGCACUGUGCACCUGUCAAUGUGAAAGGACUCAAGAAAACCUGCCACCACUCCUGAAGAAAAUUAAAAUGACGGGAUGCAACUGAGUUGUUGCGGCUUUUGGCAAACCUAGAAACUCUGAACGACUGACACCUGCUCUGAUCAAUGAGCUGACAACACACAUACACACACGCACGCACGCAAAUACAACAGACCAGACCUCAACCGCCCGUCUUUGCAGAGUUGCUUCCUUUGUGAUAAACGAUAAAGAUUGCAAUGUAAGAAUCACACUAACUUCAAUAUGUGCGUUUUGGAAGAUGGUGAUACUAUGCUAUCAUUAUUUUUCAAGUGUUUAUUCAUUCAUACAUUCAUUGACAAUGGGAGGCAGGCCAUUGUUGCGAUUCACCCAACAUUACAGCUCCGAUGUGGAGUGAAGGCAGCGUGACGCUUCAAAUUUGCCUCAUGAAUCAGUCUUUAAGUGAUAGUGUCUGUUCUACAUUGGGAUGAAAGUAUACUGACUUUUCCUAAAGCCUUUGAGGUCAUCCAACAGUGCCAUCUAGAGGAGUAAAAAAAAAAAAACUGGCUCAUGAUUCAAAGUUGAGGAUUUAUUUCUCCAUCUCGACCCAUUAAGGUUAAGACGUAUUCUUCAAAAGACAUACUCAUAAAUAACUCACGUAUGUCCUUAUUUUGAAGUCCAUCAACAUCUGCCCAGUUUGUCCUUUUGCACUUAUGUAGUUUAAGUCAGACUAUGCAAUUGUUGCACGUCUCCAUUUCUGUGACACUUUAACUGACUUUUGAGUGGCAUCCGAAUGACAGUUUCAUUUUUUUUUUUUUUUUAUGAGUGACUUUCCUCUACGCUGACGACCGGCCAUAAUAGAAGUCGACCGUUCCCUUUUGCAGCACAGAAAUGUCAACGCUUGAUUUUAUGUAUGGACAUUGCAUGUUGCACUCUUGCAAAUCUACACCCAGCUCAAAGCAUGAUGUUGAAAUGCUUACAAUUUAAAAUGUAAAGUAUUUUAGGUAUAAGUUAAACAUGAUGUUAUUUAUUGUUAAUUCACACAAUAACGUAGCGCGUUGCUGUUGUUG